ACUCACGCAAGCAUGGCGCUAACGGAGAUGUUUUGAGUUCGUUGCAUGUACAAUACAUCAUUAUAUGGAUAUGUAUUAUGAUUUUAUUCGUUAUCGCACUGUAAGAAAGCUCACAGACUUCGCCAUUCAUCAGGACUGACUUCAUCAGCAGCUUGUAAAAUCGUAACUUGUAAAGAUCGCUGCCUAAGUAGGGAUCAUGGCAGACAAACUGGUAACAAGAAAGAAGAAGCCAAAGUUUGCUAAAAAUAAGAAGAAGAACUGGAGAAAGGCUAACAUACACGAGAUUGAAGAGCACUUGGAGGGACAAAGGUUGGAAGAGAGAACAGGUGGUUUAGCAUCAGCCAAAGCAGAUGAAGCUCUUUUCGUUGUGGACAAAGCACUACCGUGUAUAGAUCCCCCAGAAAAAAUCCUAGUAAAAAACAAAGGCAUAAAAAAUUUAAAACUUCGGUGCUUUCAAAAUCUUGAACCUGAUAGCAGGAUUAAACCCGCACAAGUAAAGAGAAGUAGCAGAAAGAACAGUUUAAAGAGGAAAUCGCUGCCUGUUAAAAAACAAAUAGAAGCGAAUUACAUAAAACCAACAAAAAAGAAGGCAAUACAGCAGAGCGUCGAAGCAAGGCUCAUGAGAAGUCAGAAAAGGGAGGAGUCUUCUAAACUUCCAUAUGCGCGUGUUGACCUAUGGGACAGUAAUGUAGGACUUGAAUCCGACGACGUCGACGAUUAUUUCAUGCGCGUGACAAAACGUAAGCUACCGAAGCGACCAGAUCGCAUGAACAAAAAGCCGCUCGACGUGCCGGCGGUUGAAGUGCCACCAGGCGGAGCCUCCUACAACCCCUCCGUCGACGAUCACCAAGAGCUGCUACAGCGGGCGCUCGUCGUCGAGGUUGCUAAGAGGAAAAAGGACGCGCGCAUCGAGAGAGUGACGACGGGAAUGUUCCCCACAGUCGACCAGGCUCCGACGGAAGCCACCUGGUUGCAGGAGAUGUCCGAGGGGCUCUUCGACCAGGAGGGAACCCAGCCAGCGCGAGAAGAAGCCAACGACGCGGAGGGCGUCUUUGCGAACCCGCGAACGUCGAGGAACGACCGCAAGCAGCGCAGCCAGCGUCGCAGGGAGCUGCAGCGCAAGCGCCAGUUAGCGGCGAAGGCAAGCGAGAAGCUGGAGCGGACACGCGGCGGCGCCAUCUAUCGGCUGAAGAGCAUCCGGAAGGAUCUGGAGAGCGAGGCGGCAGCAAUCGAGGAGCGGCGGCGGCAGAAGGCGGAGCGGCGCGAGCUCGAGCGUGGCAAGCCGACGCGCAUCGGGCGUCUGCGCUACGAGGAGCCGGAUCUCGCGCUGAAGCUGAGCGAGGAGCUGACCGGCUCGCUGCGGGAGCUGAAACCCGAGGGACACCUCCUGGAGGAGCACUUUCGCAGCCUGCGGCGACGCUGCAUCAUUGAGCCGCGUGAGCGCCACAAGCAGGUGAAGAAGUACAAGCGCAAGACUUACGAGAACAAGACGCACAGGGAGUUGGUGUGAGGAGGCGGGAACGCGGCGAUGUUGGCUAAAUGUUUCGUGAAUUGAAUUGAAUUAUGUUUGAGGAUAAAUUUUGGAGUUGCCUGAAAACAUUUUUAUGAGCUAGUGCUUAACAUAUAUGAGUAAUGUCACAUGAAGUAUGUUUUGAAGUGUAUGAAUGAAGGGGGAAAAGCGUGCAAAUCUGUGUUUCGUAAAACGUUUUCCCGAGGUCAUAAUAAUUAUAUUUGGAUUUAUGGUGUUAGAAAUCAGUUUCUAUUAGACACGUGUGUUGGAUAGUUAAUAUGUGCCAUUUCAAAUACUAAUGGGGAUAGAUAUUUGACCAAUUUGUUCUCAAUGCUGCAUUCUGUUUUGUAGUAUCUAGUAUGGCAUGCUAGAUUCAUAACAUAGAAAUAAAUUCAUUUCUAAAAUA
Molecule: messenger RNA, 1916 nt
Organism: Priapulus caudatus
Lineage: Eukaryota; Metazoa; Priapulida; Priapulimorpha; Priapulimorphida; Priapulidae
Product: glioma tumor suppressor candidate region gene 2 protein-like
Exons: 3
Coding region: 197-1510 (437 amino acids)
Biological process (GO): ribosomal large subunit assembly; rRNA processing
Cellular component (GO): nucleolus
Molecular function (GO): 5S rRNA binding
Source: RefSeq, a predicted model, not a curated record